AUGGCAUCGCACCACAUGUCGAGGUCUCCGUCGACCCCUUCUGAGGGUGAGAUCAUCGAAUCAGGUUUAGAGACGAAGGCAACUGCGUCACAACCUCCUCUUAAUGGCACCCGCGUUGACCGUCCCACCAGAGCUAGUACAUCCUCUGCACCCCGAUCUCCCGAGUCGUUGAGGGGCAGUAAAUCGCCACGCCGGCAGGGAUCGAGGACACGGUCCCUCUCGAGAUCCCGAUCCCGCUCUCCAUACCGGGACCACAGGGGGUACCAGCGCAGACGCGACGACGCGUAUGAUGACUCCGAGAGACGACGCUACGAACCUUCGCGACGUUUUGGCCCGCGGUACGAUGACAGAUACCAGCACCGCGCUCCUCCUUCGCGCCGACAGCGAUCCUACUACGAUUAUGACCGCGAGGAGGGCUAUGGUGGAGGUCUCCGGUACACCGAUGACUACGAUCGACGCAGAGAGAAGCGGCCGCGAAGCCGUUCGCCAUACCGCGAAGUGAGGAAACCCAAGCAGUACUCAAGCGACGAGUUAGAUCCACGGACUGAGGGCUCUGCGCCCUCGGCCAAAAGACGCAGGUCCCCCACUGAACAGUUAGUGAACGAGCGAGGAAAGGCCCCGGCCGUCGCUCGAGAUUCAAAGCUUGGUGCUAAAACGCGAGACAAUCAGGUGCAGCAGGCUCCUUCACAUCGCCGCGCUCAUUUUGCCGACGAGUAUGAAUCUAGUGUUGUUUCGCUGGGUUUGGAUCGGGUUACUAACGAUGCUUUCAGGGCCGAUACUCCUACCACAGAACCGGCGGAAGAGCCGCAACCGUCCGAGCCAGUUGACGAAGCAACUGCACUGGAGGCUCGUCGUAAACGCCGUGAAGCCAUUCGAGCGAAAUACCGAACCCAAGCUACACCAUUGCAGUUGAAAGCACUGCAUAUUGGUGAUGGCGAUACGGAUUCGUCCACGCCCGGUACUGAACCGGCGAGUGCGCAAGACACAUCGGAUUCUCCACGGCUUUCACCGUCCCAAACUCCACAUGAGCAGCCUGGGGAGUCGUUUCCCGGUUUCAAGAUUGGAAAAGACACUGACUUGGUCAAUUCCGAUGGCCCUGUCGACAGCAUUGAUAAAGACGAGCCCUCUGCUGCCGAUUACGAUCCCACAUUCGAUAUGAAGCAAGAGCGGGAAAAGCAUGGCAGUGUCCAAACCACCAAGGAGGACGUCUCCUCGGCGGCAUACGACGAAACCCAGACUGUCAAGCAGGAUGUCCUUCUCCCCGAUGCUCCCCCUGAGCAAACCGCGCCGCCCAAGGCGUACGACAUGUUCGCCGAUGACGACGACGACAUGUUUGCGGAAGACACUAACGAUGCACAACCUGCGCAUGCCGCAGCGAUGUCGGCCAUUCCUCAAGCCAAGGAGCUCGAUAUCCGCAUGAUGGACAACUGGGAUGAUCCCGAAGGCUAUUACAAUGUACGACUCGGAGAGUUGAUCAAUGGCCGGUACCACGUUCAGCAGAACCUUGGCAAGGGAAUGUUCUCGUCUGUCGUGCGUGCGACCGACUCGAAAACCGGGGGGCUGGUGGCCAUCAAGAUCAUUCGACAAAAUGACACGAUGCGCAAGGCCGGCAUGAAGGAAAUUGGGAUUUUGGAACAGCUGCACGAAGCGGACCCGGACGACAAGAAGCACAUCAUCAAAUUCGUUCGAUACUUUGACCACAAAGGUCACUUGUGCAUGGUGUUUGAGAACCUCAGCAUGAACCUUCGGGAAGUGCUCAAGAAGUUUGGGCGCGACGUGGGUCUAAACCUGCGGGCGAUCCGGGCCUACGCGCAACAGAUUUUCCUCGGACUGAGUCUGCUACGCCGGUGUAACGUCCUGCAUGCGGAUCUGAAACCGGAUAAUCUGCUGGUCAACGAACAGCGCAACAUCCUGAAGGUCUGCGACCUGGGCUCGGCAUCGCCGGCCUCGGAGAACGAGAUCACCCCGUACCUCGUUAGUCGGUUCUACCGCGCCCCAGAGGUCAUUCUAGGCAUUCCCUACGAUUACGCGAUCGACGUGUGGUCCAUCGGGUGUACAUUGUUUGAGCUGUACACGGGUAAGAUCCUGUUCACCGGUCGCAACAACAACCAGAUGCUCCACUCGAUCAUGGAGUGCCGGGGCAAGUACCCGCCCAAACUCCUCCGCCGCGGGUCUCUGGCACACCAGCACUUUGACGACAUGUUGAAUUUCCACAGCACCGAGGAAGACCGCAUUACAGGCCGGCUGGUGACGCGGAUUGUGGAUUUCAAGAAGCCCACUCGCGACCUGAAGACUCGGCUACUUGGUCAAGGCACGCGCGGAAUGUCAGAUGGUGACGCCAAAGACUUGACCUUGUUCGUGGAUUUCCUCGACCGAUGCUUGAGUCUGAAUCCGGAGAAGCGGUGCACACCGGCUGAGGCACUGAAGCAUCCAUUUUUGGCGCGCAAGGUGUAG
Molecule: messenger RNA, 2454 nt
Organism: Penicillium alfredii
Lineage: Eukaryota; Fungi; Ascomycota; Eurotiomycetes; Eurotiales; Aspergillaceae
Product: putative serine/threonine protein kinase (Prp4)
Exons: 2
Coding region: 1-2454 (817 amino acids)
Biological process (GO): peptidyl-serine phosphorylation; mRNA cis splicing, via spliceosome; peptidyl-threonine phosphorylation
Molecular function (GO): protein serine/threonine kinase activity; ATP binding
Source: RefSeq, a predicted model, not a curated record